AUGGGAUCACCAUCACACCAUUCUGUUUCAAAGGAGGAGUUGCCUGACCAGCCGGUCAUCAUCGACAUGCCAAAGGACUUGGAACCUGACCCGAACAAUACAUGUUGGAUCUUCAGGGUUCCGGAGAAGCUCCGCAAUGUAAAGGAAGCAACUUACACUCUUCACCUAGUUUGCAUUGGCCCUCUUCACCAUGGCAAUCCAAAGUUGAAUGCAAUGGAGCAUCAAAAAUUCAAAAACUAUGAAAACCGUUCAGACGAUUACAUACUGAGAACACCAUGGCAGAAGACAGGUAUAAAACUGGACUUGAUAAUGCUUAAUCAGCUCCCAUAUUUUGUUUUCAAUGAACUAUUUGACUUCAUGUACCCAGAGGAUGAAAACGGGACAGAGAGCAAAAAUAAUCAUCAGCUAUCAGGGCUAACAGGGGAAAGUAAAUGCAGCGAUUGCUUUAAGAACAUUUCCUGUGAAUUCUUCCUUGAUUAUCACAGGUUUGGCAAACCUCUUGCCGAGAGAACAUACAUGCAAAUGACACAAUCCACGAAUAAAAUCCGCUUUGCUGAUCUCGUCAAGAAUGAAAAAGAUGGUGAAAUUAAGAUCCCAUUCAAGGGAAUCAAAUAUUUCACUGAUUUGGUUAGAAAGUUUAUGCUUCCGGGUGAUCAGUAUCCAGAGAAGGAUGAUGCUAUUUUCUGUCUCUGUACUGCAACACAACUGAGUAGGGCAGGGGUUAAGUUUGUGAGAUGCAAAGAGAAUAGAGUUAUAGCUGACACUAAUAAAAAAACAGAGCCUUAUCCCAUGUUUAAGGGUGUAUAUCGGAAUUAUUUGAAAUUGGAAAUUCCUGAACUGAAGAUAAAAGGCAACACCGAAUGCAUCAUGAGAAAUGUCAUGGCUUUGGAACAGUUUGCUUAUCCGGAUGAGCCUUUUAUCUGCAAUUAUGUUUUCCUGCUGGGUCAACUCAUCAGCACCGCCGAAGAUGUGGAAUUUAUGAUCGACAAGAAAAUUGCUCACAACUGGCUUGGCAGCAACGAGGAAGUGGUUCGCAUGGUUAACAAACUGCGUGACCAAAUUGUGGUAUCACGUUACUUCUACGCUGGUCUUUGCCAAAUACCUAACCAGUAUUAUGACAAUCCCUGGAACUUUUUCAAGGCAACCCUCAUGAGGGUUUACUUCAAGGAUCUUUUCACCAUUUGUUCCACAAUUAUUGGAAUUGUUUUCCUUGUAUUCUCCUUCUUCUCUACCUAUUCAACCAUCAAGAGUCUCUUCUUUUAA
Messenger RNA from Ziziphus jujuba (common jujube), 1263 nucleotides. RefSeq lists its product as uncharacterized. The record is from RefSeq and is a predicted model, not a curated record. The transcript is spliced from 2 exons. Lineage: Eukaryota; Viridiplantae; Streptophyta; Magnoliopsida; Rosales; Rhamnaceae. The coding region runs from base 1 to 1263 and encodes 420 amino acids.